Molecule: messenger RNA, 1434 nt
Organism: Mycena indigotica
Lineage: Eukaryota; Fungi; Basidiomycota; Agaricomycetes; Agaricales; Mycenaceae
Exons: 2
Coding region: 1-1434 (477 amino acids)
Molecular function (GO): protein binding
Source: RefSeq, a predicted model, not a curated record
AUGGCGCAUUUCCAUGGACAGCCAGAGGUCCCUGACGAGAUACUCCUCCAAAUCUUCCACUGCGCCCUUCCACCCUCUUGGACGAAACAAUAUGCCCACCAACAACCUCCCUUCCCCCGCGCCCGCUGCUCCGUGGAUCGGCGGACAAAAAUAUCCCUCGCCAGCGUGUGCAGGUCGUGGUAUCGCGUCGCGGCCGAGCUCCUCUAUGAGCAUAUAUCACUUUCGACAAUUGGCCAACUCGUUGCCCUCGUCGAGACGCUCCAGACUCGGGCAGAUCUCGCCAAACUGGUGAAGAGCGCCAGCAUGUGCUACGUUAUGCCCUCCGGCUACGCCAUAGUCCACGAACAAGCACUGCACACGCUGUUCGACCUCUGUCCCAAUCUUGUUGACUGGGAGUUGAAUUCGACCCCUGUGAUAGGGGCGGAUAUAUGCGGUCCUCCGUUUCAACUCUCCGCUUUCCAGUUGACCAGUUUGCAUAUAUUCCGUCUUAACCAUCCAGCAAUGUUCCACGUCCUGCGUCAAGUUUGUCAGACACUUGUCGACGCAACCUUGCCUCUUCCGCCAGACGCUGUUUUCAGCCAGCUCCGGGUUCCUCGAAUGCUAUUCCUCAAACUGGUAAACCUUCGGCUAGUCCUAUCAUACGACUCGCACUUUCCCAAUACAUGGGCGUUUCCCGCGCUAACGGCUCUCCGCCUCGUACCCGCUCAAAACGUCUUGAUUUUUUUGAGAAACACCAUUGAGGCUACCCUACUUGGCUUGUUCUCUGCCUGCGGGAAGACUAUUCUAUCACUUUCUGUGGCCGAGAGUGUCGCAACCCCCAGAAUGAUGCACCAAAUGCUUGCUUUGUGUCCGCGGAUUCAACAAAUCAAUGCGGGAGACUUUGUAUUCAACGACGUAUUCCACGCAGAAGAGAUUCAGCCAGUGUAUACUACCGUCACAUCCCUCGACAUUGUCCACCAUCACAAUGCAGAGUUGGUCAAUCUCGGAGAAGUUCUCGAUGUUGGGGAACUGAGGAGGAUGUUACCUGCGUUGAAGUCAUUUCGACUCGUCCCGUUUAUAGCGGCCGAGUUUCUGGUUUGGCCACCACCUGAUUCAGACGAUGCAGAGGUUGGGGAUAAUGCGGAGUUGCGCCAACUACCGACUAUUAUCGACCCCCCGAAAGAUUCGCGACUUGCAGAGAUGCUCCGGAUGACGAUUGAUACUGAAGAUAAAGAAGACUUGGAUGACGGGGAUUUUGAGCCGUCAGAUUCGGAGUCGGACAGCAGUGAUGGAGAGGAGUGGGAAAGCGAUGGGGAAGACGACGGAGGACUUUGCGAAACGGAGGUCACAAGAGAAGACGUGUUGGCUAUUUUCAGAGCAAGGGGAGCAUUGAUAGCUUCCAGUUCAGAUUCAGAUUCAGGGGAGGAGUCGGAAAAAGAGGACGAGAUAAGAUAA